AUGGCCGACGAGAUCAGCAAAGCGCAGGUGGUGCAGCCGGGCAGGGACACCAUCUUUGCGAAGAUCAUGUGCAAAGAGAUCCCCGCAAAGAUUCUCUUUGAGGACGAGAAGUGCCUUGUGCUCCAUGACAUUUCCCCACAAGCUCCAACCCAUUUCUUAGCAGUUCCCAAGAAGGAGCCCUCAGAUUUCUCUGUUAACACUCUGUUAUCUCAAGUGCAAGAUUCUGAUGAAGCUCUUAUUGGACACUUAAUUACUGCGGGCAAGAAAUGUGUAACUGAAUUAGGCUUGACAAGGGGAUACCAAAUGGUGGUGAAUGAAAGGUCGAAUGGUCGUCAGUCUGUCUACCAUGUGCACCUCCAUGUCCUCAGUGGCUGUCAGAUGGGUUGGCCUCCAGGUUAA
Podarcis raffonei (Aeolian wall lizard) is the source of this 399-nucleotide messenger RNA. RefSeq names its product adenosine 5'-monophosphoramidase HINT1-like. Gene Ontology annotation, biological process: purine ribonucleotide catabolic process. The transcript has 2 exons. The record is from RefSeq and is a predicted model, not a curated record. Gene Ontology annotation, molecular function: hydrolase activity. The coding region runs from base 1 to 399 and encodes 132 amino acids. Gene Ontology annotation, cellular component: nucleus; cytoplasm. Lineage: Eukaryota; Metazoa; Chordata; Lepidosauria; Squamata; Lacertidae.